Molecule: messenger RNA, 1638 nt
Organism: Pecten maximus
Lineage: Eukaryota; Metazoa; Mollusca; Bivalvia; Pectinida; Pectinidae
Product: probable palmitoyltransferase ZDHHC24
Exons: 2
Coding region: 263-1120 (285 amino acids)
Molecular function (GO): palmitoyltransferase activity
Source: RefSeq, a predicted model, not a curated record
GUUGUCAAAAGAAAUGUUCACAUCUUUCUGUAGAUGUAACGUGACACAUACGUGUGUAAUAUAUGUAAAUAAAGCAACCAAACCAAAUUUUAUCAAGAGGAAUGCAAUCCGCAAUAUUCUAAAACAUCCAUGUCUUCACAAUGCUUUAUCCAACGACCGAAGAGAAGCAAGUGACAAGGUACACUUUUACCAAGAUCAAGAGGACUCGUACAGAUCUUACCUCCCUCAGUUCUAUAUGUGAUCGCAAUCGUCAGCUCGGAAGAUGGGUUCCCUUUGGCGGAGAAUGAAACCGAAUUGUUGGAUUGAUACGUUAUCUAUAAUAUACGCACAAAUCAUGAUCCAUUCUGGCCUUGUAUAUGGAGAAUUCAUGGUUCUCCCAUGGCUAAUAGAGACAUACAAGGUUGGACUGGUAAAAAUUUGCCUGUAUCAUAUGUAUGCAAUUUUUAUUUACUUCAACGUUAUUGGACGAAUGUGGAAAAUCUGCUCAACUAAUACGUCGACUGUUGGAAAAAUUUUACCGACAUUGUUAAAACCAGGUUGGUACUAUUGUACAAUAUGUGAGGCCAACUCUCCACCUCGUGCAUUCCACUGUAGAACAUGCAAUAAAUGCAUCCUGAAGCGUGACCACCAUUGCAUGUUCACUGGCAAGUGUAUCGGCUACUUUAACUAUGGCCAUUACCUGCUACUUGUCUUCUACGUCUGGCUUGGCACAAUGUUCGCCGUUGUCAUGGGCUUUGAGUUCACCUGGAGUUAUGUGCUGGGAGGAUUCUCAUUCUGGAGUGUUAUCUACUUUAUCUUCCCAUUGAUAUGCUUUGUGACGGGACAGUUGAGUUUCUACACUUCAGCGGCAUCAUUCCUGUGUUUGCUAGCAUCUGUCUUUUUCAUAUUGCUGACAUUUCUGAUGAUCUACCAUGCUAAACAUGUGUAUUAUGGGCAGGUCACCUAUGAAAGAACUCAUAAAAUUUAUGCAUAUGAUCUUGGCUGGAAAGUCAAUUUCAUUUCAGUAUUUGGAUCAAAAUGGCAUAUUUCUUGGAUAUUUCCUACUAUUGAGUCUCCUUUACCAGGAGAUGGAAUAGAAUUUGUUAGGAAAGAAAACUAUGAAAGUCCAAAGACUAUGUGAUCUUAUUUAAAUACUAUUUCACUACAACAUUACCAAUAUCAUCUCCCAACCCACUGUGUUGACCAUAACACCCAAUUUCCCAUAUUUUUUUACCAUGAUUUCCUUUUUUCUUAUUGUAAAUACAUGUAAUAGCUAAGCAGGCAUGUCAUACAAUCACAAUAAUAAUCAGGGUCAAAAAUGUAUCAAGAACUUUAAUGGGAUCCGAAAUCUAGGUCCAUAUUCAUAAAUCCAUUAUCACCCUCAAGGUUUGUGUGUGACCAUCUUUAUUACAUGUAUAAAUCACAUGCAUGUACCAGUAUCUAAUAUACAAUUGGAUGAAAAAGUAACGCCUAUUAAUAGAAUGCUACAUUAUACUGAAAUACUACACAUAAAAUACUAUCAAAUGUUGAGUUUGAGAACCGAUUCAGAGUUUGUGCAUGAUGUAUAUGCUGCAGCAUUACAAUCUGUAUUGCACUAACAGGGUCAGUAGGAAGCAGCUACAUGUAUCUAUAUCGCAAUAAACUCGCAUAAUAAGCCCA